Molecule: messenger RNA, 3517 nt
Organism: Salvia miltiorrhiza (redroot sage)
Lineage: Eukaryota; Viridiplantae; Streptophyta; Magnoliopsida; Lamiales; Lamiaceae
Product: protein NLP5-like
Exons: 6
Coding region: 522-3053 (843 amino acids)
Molecular function (GO): protein binding; DNA-binding transcription factor activity
Source: RefSeq, a predicted model, not a curated record
CUAACAUUUUAUAUUGUUAAUCAAGAAGCUUUUUUUCCCUUGUUAGUAACAUUUUAUAGAGAGUGAAAGUUGAUAGUUUUUGCAGUGAAAAUUCAUUGGAUUCGACGAUCUUUUUCCUUGGUUUUUCAUUCAUCUUGUUCAUUGUUGGUGGAUGAAUAUAACUAUUUGACUAUGGAAUGGGAAUCCCAAGAGGGGUUAGUAGGCCCAUUGCUUGAUAACAACUAACAAGAAUCUUGACAGAUAAUCACAAGUGAGAGAGAGAGAGGGAGGAUCUCAUUCUCAAGUUUGUACCGCAUAAAAUAGAUCUCAUCUUGCAGAUUCAUACAACUUAGCCUUUUUCUACUCUCAAUUCCAAAAGUACUUUUGGUAUUUCCUAAAGCCUUGAAAGGAAUUUUUGAGUCAAAUCAGAUUCUCUCAUCAAUACUAACCAUCAAGAGGCCUUCUUGGGAUUCAACCAUCAAAUUCACUAAUAAUUUCCAAGCAUCGUAUUCCGGCAAAUCGACCAAAGUUAGAACCGGGUGAUGUUAGUAGCAAUGGAGGAAGGUGUUCUUCCUCUGAGUAAUAUCCUGAGCAGUGAAGCUGAUGCCUUAGAUUUUGAUUACAUGGAUGAACUGUUGUUGGAGGGGUGUUGGUUGGAGGCGAAUGGAUCUUCGGAAAUCCCACAUUUUGAUUGCCUGACUCCGAUUUCCCCCUUUGAGCCGUCCUUCUCCUGGCCUGCACUCGACUCCAACAAUGGCGAACCACUCGAGGAGGAGAGGAAGAGAUCAUCUUUCCCUGAGAAUCUAUCCAUCAGUCCCUUGGUCGACACCUCUGUUGAGGGCAAGAGGUGGUGGAUCGGACCACGAGCUUCGUUGUCAGUGAUGGAGAGGUUGAUUCACGCAGUGGGUUUCAUGAAGAGCCUGUCGGGAAACAAGGACGUCCUUAUCCAAGUAUGGGUGCCGGUUACGAGAGGAGGCAGGCGCGUGCUCACCACCAACAACCAACCUUUCUCCCUCGACCUCAACUGCCCCAAGCUGGCUCAUUACAGAGAGAUCUCCGUCAACUUCCUCUUCCCUGCCGAUGAGGAUUCCAUGGAGGUGGUGGGGCUGCCUGGCCGGGUGUACCGGAAUAAGGCCCCCGAGUGGACUCCUGAUGUCCGUUUCUUCUCGUGGGAGGAGUACCCUCGAGUUGCCCACGCGCACCAAUAUGAUGUUCGAGGCACUCUUGCUGUCCCCAUUCUUCAACAAGGCAGUUGCGAUUGUUUGGGCGUCAUUGAAGUCAUCUUGACCAAACAGAAGAUCCAAUACCGUCCAGAACUCGAGAGUGUCUGCAAAGCUCUUGAGGCUGUAGAUCUGAGGAGUCCUGAGCUUUCGAGCACUCAAAAGGCGGCUAAGGCGUGUGAUUUAUCUUACCAAGCUGCAUUGCCCGAAAUUAUCGAGGUUUUGAGAUCCGCGUGUGAAACUCAUGGGCUGCCCUUGGCUCAGACGUGGGUGCCCUGCGUCGUGCAAGGCAACCGAGGGUGUUGGAGCUCGGACGAGAACACGAAAAACUGUGUUGCGCCCGUGGAAUCCGCUUGCUACAUAGGUGAUUCUCGCAUCAAGGGGUUCCACGAGGCCUGCUACGAGUACCACUUGUUGAAAGGUCAAGGUAUAGUCGGGACAGCGUUUCAGACGAACGAGCCUUGUUUCUCGCCUGAUGUGUCCGCGUGUAGCAAGGCGGAUUACCCUCUGUCUCACCACGCAAGGAUGUUCGGACUGAAAGCUGCAGUCGCAAUACGUUUGAGGAGCACUUGUACUGGUCCGGCCGACUUCGUCUUGGAGUUCUUCCUCCCCACAAACUGCAACAGCCCGGACGAGCACAGGAAGAUGCUUACUUCUGUGUCUACGAUCAUCCAGAACGUCUGCACCACUUUACGCGUUGUCACUGACAAAGAGUUGAAAGAGGAAGCUGCAUUCUCGAAGCCGUUGGCAGAAUCCUCAGAGAUUAGGUUAGGCCAGCCCGAUUCCGAUUCAAAACAAGGCGUGGCGUUUGUUGCAAACACCUCUGCAUCAUGCCACAGUAGCUCGCUGUAUAUGAAUAAAACGGGAGAGAAGAGACGAAUCAAAGCCGAGAAAACUAUUACCCUCGAGGUUCUCAGGCAACACUUUGCCGGAAGCCUCAAAGAUGCUGCAAGAAAUCUUGGUGUUUGUCCCACGACGUUGAAGAGGAUAUGCAGGCAAAACGGGAUACAGCGUUGGCCCUCUCGGAAGAUCAAGAAGGUCGGCCACUCCUUACAGAAGAUCCAACGUGUGAUCGACUCUGUUCAGGGGGCCUCUGCCGAUUUGCAGAUCGGAUCUUUCUACUCCAACUUCCCGGAGUUGGCAUCCCCGAACGCCUCAAGAACGACUCAGUUCUCAAACUCCACGUUGGCUGACGACAAUCUCAAUCUCAAGCCCUCCGAGGCACAGCCGGAGAGCAGCGUUUUGGCACCCCCACCCACUGCAUCUCUAUCUCCUUCCUCGUCUUGCAGCCAGAGCUCCGGCUCGAGCCAGUGCUGCUCCAGCGGGGCGCAACCCUUGAGCGUUGGAGGCCAAGACAACGCGUCUCUUAAGGACGAAGCAGCCAACAAGGUGCUCAAGAGAACUCGAAGUGAUGCAAAUCUACACUUGUGGAAUGAUGAAGCUAAGCCCCCCCCGAGGUCCCACAGCCACGUGUCAUUGUCUUGGCCGGAUAGGCAGGGAUGCGCCCUUCCUGCAGGAGACGACAAUGGCCAGAAAUCUCGAGAGAGGGAUGGCCCGAGGAUCAAGGUUACGUAUGGAGAAGACACGAUCAGGUUCCGCAUGGAGAGCAACUGGAGAUACAAAGACUUGUUGCACGAGAUCUCUAGGCGAUUCGGGGUGGACAAUGCAGGUGGCUACCACCUCAAAUAUCUGGACGACGACGCAGAGUGGGUGCUGCUGACAUGCGACGCCGAUCUAGAAGAGUGUGUCGACGUAUGCUACGCAACACGAAGCCAGACGAUCAGGCUCGCCUUCCUUCAUGAUUCACAGUCACAGAUUGCUAGGUCUUUCAGCAUUAGAGGUACAAGUUUGUAGUUGCUGCUGCUUGGAUACAGAAAGCUCUAGAACCAAUCUUUCGAAGAUUCCAGAAGCUGCGCAUGAGCAGUAUUUUGCGUUUAGCCGCAAAGGAUAUUAGUAGAGAGGAGAGGGCUGCCUCGUGCUUGUGUCGCUUCUGUUUUGUUGAUUAAGCUCGGCUCGUCUGAGAGUCGAUUAAAUGAUAUUUGAGCUGAGCUCGUGAAAGGCUUGAAUUAUGCCGAACUCGACCCAUUACUCGAGCUCGGCUGGUUUAAGUGCUCGAGGGGAAACUAUACAAGGUUACAUGUUCAUUUUGUCUCAAGCUUGUCUUCUCAAAAUUUUGAAAUUUGAGAAGCUGUGUAUGCUGCAAAAUCUGAUGUCUGUUUGCAAGAAUGGAGACUUCCUUUUUCAUGGAAAUUGCACCUUUAGCACACUGUAAAUUUGUAUUCUUCUUUAGAAAUCCGAUAAAUUUCAUUGUGAUAAAA